CAAAUUACAUGCAUAAAUGUGAUCUUCAGAAUGGAAGUGAAUAAAAAAGACUCUCAAGCUUUUCCUGGGACUUCAUUGGAAUCUCCAAGUGGUUCUGCACCAGCUAGUUUAGUACAUCUGGCUAACACUGCACCCACAUCUGUUUCACUAGGAGCUUCUUGCAUUACCGGGUCAGGUUGCUUGCUGCCAGUAUCACUCAUGUCUCAGCCACUGGUGUCAUCUCUCCAGCAUCAGCAGCUCAUGGCUGAGCCUCUUUUGUUGGUCCCCACUUCAGCUUUAUCUCUGGCACCAGGCUCAGGUUUUGCACCAAGUCCUACUGACGUCCAACCCUCGGCGCUGCAUUACAGCCACCAGCUUUUAUUAAAUAAUGCUCAGCUGCCUUUGGUGCUCAAACCUCCUGUUAAUAAUUUCUCAAUGGGUUUGGGGCAGGCGCUCUCUAGUGAAAGUCAACCAAUUAUUGUGUUACCGCUUGCUGCACCUGGGAAUAAUUUGCUGACUCCAGAUGGCGCUUUAAGUUCUAAAGCAGCCAGUAGAGAAGAACAGUGUGUCACAGCAGACUCCACUGAUCAAAAGCAUACAGAAAAAUCAAACUUGCGUCGUGGUACCAGACGUAAAAGCACCAAAAUUUCAGCACUUUGUUCCAACAGGGACAACAUUUUAUCUUCUCAAUUAAAUUCAAGAACUAAGAAAAACAACGAAACAGCUACCAGACCCUCUGAUCUAGGUGGCAAAAAUGUUUCCGGCCCUGCAAAUUCAAUCAAAUCUGAUUUCCUCAACACUACCAGUGCAGUAAAAAAUUCUGACAUUUCACAGAUCAUUUCCAAUCUCCCAUCCGGCUGGCAGGUUGUAGGUUUCACAGGACUAGAGCAAAUAGGGGCAACUCUUGCUGCCCCACUCCUCACAGCCAACUCAGCAGCAGUUCUGUCCCCUAACACCAUGGCUCCUUCAUGUCUUGACAGUAACAAAACAAGCUUUCAAAAUGCUGAGAUCAAACCUAGUUUAGUUUCAGUUAAUUUGAAUAACCUAUCACAGCCAGUUGCUUCCAGGACAUAUGACAACUAUUCCAUUGUAAAUGAACUGACGUGCUCAGUGAAGCUGGAUGAUAUACCCAGCACUCACAUCAUUUCCAUGAAAGCUGAGCAAGAAGAUGCAGAAACUAUACCCGACAGUACAUCCGAUAGCCUCACUGUCAUUAAACAGAAGGAAAAACUGCAUUCAAGAAAGUGUAAAGGAAAUAGUGCUGAUGCAAAAAAUGAAAAUGCUAAAACUGAGAGUUUUAGUAAAACAGAUAAGAAAAUUAAUCCACUGUUUCAAGCUAUGGCAAAGCCUUGCCUGAGCAGUACCAGCAUGUUUGGAGAUCCACAAAUUAAAUCUGUUAACCCCCCUGUCAUGCCAGAUGGAUCAUGGACAAUUAUUGGCGUGACUUCAAUUCCCCCGUUACCGUGCACGAGUUCAGCUGUUGUUAGCCAACUGUCAACAGGUGCUGCCACUGUCACAAGCUCAUCAAGUGCAGAAGCUAAUGAAAACCCAAACUGUGAUCAAUCUUCUGAUACCAUCAUACUUAAAAUUCCAAUGUGUCCAUCAAACACAACAUCAAACAGGAAAAAGAAGAAAGGGACACCGCAGACCGCGGUAAAACAGAGCCAGAAGGGCUCAGUGGCAGAGCUACUUUAUAAUGUCAAUCAGCAAAAUACUGAAAGUAAUAAAUCUUCAGAGAUGAAGUGGACAGUAGUGGGUUUAACACAGCCAGUGCUGAACUCAAACGAAGUGUCUACCUCAAGUCAGAUGGUCAGUAGCUCCAUGUUGUCAUUGCCCAAUAUUACCCAGGCAGGCACAGCCCCACUGACCAGCCAUAUGAUUAACAAACCGUUGAACCUAAUUUCUCAGAUCUCAUCCAACCAAUAUCUGGUCCAGUCACCUCUAAGCCAGCCAGCCUCAAGUUUUGAUAUACCAGUAAACCCAGGUUCUUCUGAGUCACCUCAAUUCUCUUCUAGUCCUAUGACAAUCACAAGCAAUGACGGAAUCAAUGUGAGCUCUUGUCCCACACAGAGUCAUUGGAAAGUUGUUGGAUUAACAUCACUAGACGUCCCCGCCUCCCCUGUGGCCCCAUUUGCUGCAGCGCUGCAUCAAAUAUCACACUGUGCAACUGUACCUCUACUAAAUCUUAUUCCAGCAGCUUCAAGUUUGGCACUGUCCUGUGUGGCUACAACAACCACAAACAGUUGUUCCACUGUCAACAGCACUCACGCGUCUCUGACGGCGCCGUUCUCCCCAGCAGCUGUGAUCAACAUUGCUGGAAGUUUAUCCAACCCCUCAGAUGUGUCGACGCCCAUUUCAAAUUUUACUAAAACUAUCCAGGAAAUCUCACAACAACAGAAUCAAGCUUUCUGCGGUAACCUGGCUUUAAAAAAUCCACUGGACUUGUUGAAAAUGAAUGAUCCCAAUCAAUGGAAUGUUGUUGGGCUGGUAUCCAACAAUCAUGUCUCUAUGCUAGACAAAGGUCUUAUCAACAGUUUAACUCCUGAGAUUUUGAAUCAUAGUAUGAGCCCCCCUACUGUUGCACCUCAGGAUUUAACUCCCACUUCUAAGCAUUCAUGUCCACAAAAUCCUCCAGAAAUAAAUACAACAGAUGACAUUAAAAAGAUGUCACCAUUAGCAGGUAAAGCAACACGGCGAUCUCUUACACUGAAAUCCAAAAAUCCUGAGAAUAACAGUAAGGUUUAUCAGUUAAAAUGUAGAGAUUUAAUCAAACGACAACAUGUUCCAACCUACAUGAAAAAGAACACUGUCUCAAGUCUUCUCAGAAUAAAACGGAUGCAGACAGAUUCCAUUGAAGAUGAUAAUAUGGUAGAUAUUGACAUGGAAGAAAAAUUUACUUUACAGAACGAUGAAGCUGUCACGCCCAGAUCUAAAACUAGAUCACUACGCUCGUAUGCUGGAAACCGAAACAUAUUUACUAAAAGCAGACUCUGUGAGAGCAACAGUAAACUCAGUCUUCGCAGUGGAACAGCCGCCACAACACCUGGAUGCAAUUCAGCUGAAGAAACAGUAGAGGAUAAGCCACAGGACCAGGCUUUAGACUCACCUGAUCCUGCUGCUGCUAGAUCUGAAAACAACAGAGUAAAGUCUGCUGAAUGUGCAAGCGUUGUUGUUGAGCCACACUCUGCUGCCAGGAAAAGAAAAUUGAAAAUUCCUCGCAGGAUGGUGGCAGCAGAUAUUGAUUACCACCCAUUUGAUAGCUCAUCAGAUAGUAAUUAAGCUAGUCAUUUACCCUUUGCCUGUCUUUGAAAAGCAAUUUACAAGCAUAGCUAACUAAACUAAUAGCUUUUAGAAAGUGUUAAUCAUGUGAUAACUUUUUUUUAAAGAUAGUCUAUUUAUAUAUUUAUUGUGUUAACUAGAAACUUUGUUAUUGUAAAUUUAUGCUCACAAAUUUUUAUCCUCCCCAUUAUUGUCUAUCAUUACCAAAUAACAUCAUCAAUAAAUUACGCCAAAUUAAAUCUGCAAGUAACUACUUAAAAAACACAUUUUGACAAGUCGCACAAAGGUUAAUUUAGUUACAACAAUUAAUUUUAAUAAAUUACACCAAAGGUAUUUAGCAACUAAUUACUUUUAAAACUCUUGACAAUCUUUAAUCUUGAUGUUUAUAAGUUAACAAGGUGUUGUGAAUUGUUUUACAUGAAUAUUUAUAGUGUAAAAGUAUGAUAAUGUAGAUGUUUGAGAAUGAAUUGUUUGUAAAUAAAUUUAUAAAAUGUUUUUUUUAUACUAAUAGUAUGAUUAAUUACCACUGUUAUUAAAAUUCUUUUUCGUGCAGAUUUCAUUUCUUAACAUUUUCAAGAAAUUCUGUCAAAAGCAUUUAAAUUUCAAACUUCUUACUUUUAAAUUUCAAACAACAUGAUCAAAAACUAAAGGAAGACAUUAAACUUAUUAAAUUAUACAACCAGCAUACAAAAGAGCUAAUAGUUGUAGUUGUAAGGACAAGGCUGGAAAGAAAUCCAGUGAUGCUCUCUUAGUUUAGUGUUUUAGUUGUGGAAUUUUUUUUGGUUUUUGAAACAAUGUGAAUAGGUUCUUUCAAUGUUUUUGAUUACUAACACAGUAUCAUAACACUCAUUCAUUGCAUUUAUUGGUAGAAUGGAGAACAAAUUUCGUUUUUUCAAUGCUGCUGUAAAAGAAAUUCUCAUAAUUUUUACAGAUUUAUUUUUUAAGCUUUUGUCUGUGCAAUUGUUAAAUUUAAAAACUGACAAUUUUAUCAAUCCUAAGUUAAUAAGUAUUAAGAAAUUGCUACAUAGUUUAUUGGUUAAAUUUGAUGAUUAUACUUAGUUAUUAUAUAUUCAACGAGCCGACCCGCUGCGUAUCAUACGCCGCUAUUUAGUUGUUGUUUUUUUUCUACAGUAAUUUAUAAUUUGUGAAUUCGACAGUACCAAUGCUGCCACUGAAAAUAUUUGCUUAAAAACACUAAACCCCCCCCCCC
Messenger RNA from Physella acuta, 4468 nucleotides. Its product is annotated as mucin-5AC. NCBI's taxonomy places the organism in Eukaryota, Metazoa, Mollusca, Gastropoda, Physidae. The record is from RefSeq and is a predicted model, not a curated record.